GGGUUUCCCACAGUGAUAGGGCGUGGCUUUAACCAGACUGGGGGACUCGUUAACCCCGCUGUGGGAUGUCCCACUCAGCCCCGCGAAUCUGCCAUGAGGGACCCCACGUCAAGUCGAGUCUUUUCAGCUUCACUUGCAUCUAUUACUUCAGAUAGCCAUUUAUCUCACUUCUCAUAAGGACUCAAAAGUACAUUUCUCGGCCGUCUUCAGAGAGUCUGAGUGUUGGUGUCCUAGCUGAAACGCAGGUCACCGAGCCACUCACUACUGCCAUAUCAUCUCACCUACCCGAGAAACAGCCUCGAUUUCAUCUACAAACUCAUCCUUCAUCGUCAUUCCAUCGCUUUCACCUGCGCAGCCUAACAUGGCCGACCUCAUUGUAGCCCAACACGGGUCCGAAAAGGAAAUCAAGUUCGCCUCAUCGACACCCGCCCAGCGUGAGGCCGCAUGGCGCCUCAACGGCGUCUCAUGGGCCCCUCCAAUGUCCCUUGAGAACUACAUGGCCCGCGAAGUCGCGCUCUCCAAGACGGCCCUUUCAUCUCAGUGCAACUACUACGUCCUCUUCAACCCGGCCGAUCCAGAGCACAUCAUCUCAUCCUGCGAAGCCACCGCCAAGACCCUCCUCAUCCGCGAUGCCUCCUCUUCAACCCCCCGCGAGGAAAAAGCAUACGCCAUCGCCUCCGUUUACACCAACCCGACCUACCGCGGCCACGGCAUGGCAACGCGGCUACUGAACAGCCUCAAGGAAGCCAUAGAUGCCGAUGCCAAAGCCAGCGCGCUCUACAGCGACAUUGGUCUCACGUACUACGCCCGCCUCGGCUGGGCCGUCUACCCGUCCCUCCAAGUCUCCCUCAUCGCGGACGACGCUUCAGUCCUACGCAAGCCCGACGGCGUACAAUACCUCGUGGAAAGCGAGGUCCCCGCCUAUUGCGAAAAGGACGUCGAGCUCCUAAAGAAGAAGCUCGCGAAACUGCCCGAGGACGGCAAGACGCACGUCGCCUUCGCACCCUCGGCCGACCAGAUGCUCUGGCACUUUACGCGCGACGGCUUCAUGGCCAAGCAGCUCGCUGGCCGCGAGGUGACGCACCGCGGAGCAGCCACCGUCGACGGCAAGGCGUGGGUGUACUGGGACCACGACUUCCGCGAGAAGAAGCUCAAGGUCCUCCGCGUGGCUGGCGACCCGGAGGCCGACGUGACCGCGCUGCUGCAGGCUGCGGUGAUUGAGGCCGCCGAAUGGGGACUCGCGAAAGUGCUGGUCUGGAACCCUGACGAGGGCGUCUCGGCUUCCGCGAAGAGUGUGAGUGACAGGACUGAGGGUGCCGUGCGGGUCGUCUUUGACGAGAGACUUGAUGGCAGCAUUCCCAGUCUGCGGUGGAAGGGCGAGGGUGAGGUUGUGUGGGAGGAUAAUGAGUACUAUGCGUGGUGCUAGAUGGCUAUGGAAGAGCGCAUUGUUGAUGAUCUCAUUAAGUUACGAUUUCUCCACAAAUGCUCAAGAAUUUCGGAUGUCAACACAGAGACCAUUCUAUUAUUCCGUCUCUUGCAACGCCAGCGCUUGAAUCAAUCCCACAAAUGUAAUUUCAAUGGCAUUCAUAAUCCCAUCAGCAACCAAGUCCUUGUUUCCAGAAAACGAAUCUUUUCACCGCCCGCCCUUACCAAAAUACGCAUCGAUGACAGGGAAAGACAAGCCUUUCACACUUUUCUUUCCUUCUGAGCCUUCAUUACGAUGGUCUUCAAGCAUCGCAGCUAUAAUUUCCUCUACAUUUUCACAAAACAUCUCAGCCGUUCCUAGCUUUACGGCUUCCUGCACGUCGACUCAUAUGGCCUCCCGCUGCGCGAACGUCAGUUGCAAGCCAAGCUUCUCGUCUUGCUCAAAGACCAGCAAUGUCAACUUGCACUCCAGC
Colletotrichum acutatum is the source of this 1898-nucleotide messenger RNA. RefSeq lists its product as uncharacterized. The record is from RefSeq and is a predicted model, not a curated record. The transcript has a single exon. NCBI's taxonomy places the organism in Eukaryota, Fungi, Ascomycota, Sordariomycetes, Glomerellales, Glomerellaceae. Bases 362 to 1426 code for a protein of 354 amino acids.